Aspergillus thermomutatus is the source of this 1242-nucleotide messenger RNA. RefSeq lists its product as uncharacterized. The transcript is spliced from 3 exons. Gene Ontology annotation, cellular component: fungal-type vacuole membrane. Gene Ontology annotation, molecular function: calcium:proton antiporter activity. Gene Ontology annotation, biological process: intracellular calcium ion homeostasis; calcium ion transmembrane transport. The record is from RefSeq and is a predicted model, not a curated record. NCBI's taxonomy places the organism in Eukaryota, Fungi, Ascomycota, Eurotiomycetes, Eurotiales, Aspergillaceae. Bases 1 to 1242 code for a protein of 413 amino acids.
AUGAGACCCGACCAGAAUCCUCAGAUCGUCAGCCCACUUGUAUCUCCUUCUCCGCCGUCGGUCGUAUCCCGAAGAGGAACUUCCAUAAUGUCUGGGUCGAGUGAUCCCCGCCAACCGCUUGUGCACCAGGAUUCAUGGCGUCCCUACCACCGGAUAACGGCCAAAAUAUGCCACAGCUACCUCAGUGCCCUGCUGCUCCUGGUGCCAAUAGGCUUCAUCGCGGGUAUUCUUGGAUGGCCUGAUGUGGCAGCUUUCCUUCUUAACCUCGCUGCGAUUGUCCCUCUUGUAUCAUGGAUGACCCUCUCGCUCAGCGAGUUGUCCGCGAGUGUCACACCUCUUGUCGACGAAUUGUGCAAGGCUACUUUGGGAAACGCUGUGGAGCUGACGGUUGGUGUCAUCGCGGUAGCUCGAGGCCAAGUUCGAACCGCACAGUCCGUACUGCUUGGAAGCACCCUUUGCUACCUGCUGCUCGUGCUCGGUAGCUGCUUUUUCGUCUCCGGCUACAACAAGAAGAAACUCGCCUUCGAUCGAACCCUGACUGGCAUCCUCUCUUCGGUCCUGAUGGCUGCAGCCGUGUGUCUCAUGAUCCCAACCGCUUUGGCCAUGUUUCUGUCACCCGGGGCUUUGAGUCGCGGUGAUAUCACGCACGUCACCCGUGGAACCACCGUGAUUCUCUUCCUCCUUCUCCUCGUCUUUCUCUUCUUCCGACUCCGGACGCAUACAUCCUUCUUCAGAGCUGCCCCCACCGGUGUCUCCACACAAAGUCCCCAGAUUCCUGCAGUCCGGUCCUGGCGUCCGGCCAUCACCUUGAUCGCGAGCGUCCCGUCCAUUGUCCUCUGUGGCUUCUUCAUGGUGGGCAGCUUGCGCGGGUUUUCAAAGUCCACCGGAAUAAGCCAGCACUUCACCAGCCUGGUCCUGAUCCCGCUGGUCGGGAACUCGACCAGGUUUCUAAGUAUAGUAACCGUGGAUAGGGACGAUAGAGGCGCUUUGGGGAUCAGAGCCGUGAUCACCAGUGCGCUACGGAUCACUCUGCUUGUUGUGCCCUGUGUCGCUUUCCUGGGCUGGAUCGUCGAUGUCCCGACGAUUCUCAUGUUCGAUGCAUUCGAUACAGUCGUCUUUCUGGUCUGUGUUAUAGUGACCAAUUCCAUGACUCAUAAUGGAGAAACCAACUACUUUGAGGGACUGAUGCUGGUCGGAAAGUACGUCUUCCUCCCCUUCUUACUCAAUGAGCCGUUGUUCUAA